AUGGAGUCAACAAACGAGAAAAAAGGCUCAGUGGUGGAUGUGGAGCAGAGGUCCAUCGACAUGGAGCAUGGAAUCAAGCCAAGUCUCCAUGAGCGGCACCUUCAGAUGAUAGCCAUUGCGGGCAUGAUUGGCACAGGUCUAUUCUUGGGUUCGGGGUCUGCAAUUGCAAGAGCUGGGCCGGUCGGCGCUCUUCUAAGCUACGUCGUCAUGGGCUUAGUAACCGCGGCAGUCUCGUACACGUCGGGUGAGAUGUCGGCAUUCAUGCCCGUUACCGGAGGUUUUACACGGCACGCAGCUAGAAUGGUCGAACCGGCCUGUGGAGCUGCGACGGGGUGGAACUUCUGGUACAGCAUGGCCAUCACGGCACCUGCUGAGAUCACCGCAGCGUCUGGCCUGAUCGAGUUCUGGGACUCGAGCGUGAGCCCAGCCGUCUGGAUCAGCAUUUUUCUUGUUUUCAUUCUCGUUGUCAACUUUUGCGGAGUCCGGCUCUAUGGAGAGUCCGAAGUGGUCUUUGCGACGCUUAAGAUCAUGCUCAUCGUCGGUAUCAUCAUUGCCGGGCUCGUAGUCGACCUUGGUGGCGGUCCCGAUCACGACCGCCGUGGCUUCCGCAACUGGCAACAUCCAGGCCCUUUUAACGAGUAUCUUACAGACGGCAACACGGGAAAGUUUCUGGCCUGGUGGAGUACCCUCAUCUCGGCUGCCUUCAGCUAUGGCGCCAUCCAGGUCGUUGCCAUUGCGGGCGCCGAGACAAAUGAUCCUCGGAGGACCAUUCCCAAGGCUACCAAGAGGACAUUCACCCGAGUCAUUCUGUUUUACGUUCUCAGCAUCUUCAUUGCCGGCUUGAUCAUCCGCUCAGAUGACGUGAGACUGCAGGUCUCCACUGGUACCGCAUCUCAGAGUCCAUUCGUCAUCGCCUUUCAAGAGUCCGGUAUCAAAGCUCUUCCGUCCAUUAUCAAUGCCAUUGUCAUCACCUCUGCGCUUUCUAGCGGUUCGGCAUGUGUCUACUUGGCGUCGCGCACGCUCUUCGGCCUCAGUCGAGAGGGUCAUGCACCCAAGUUUUUUCAGCACUGCAAUCGAUUCGGUGUGCCUGUCUAUGCAGUGGGCGCAACUGCCAUCUUUCUGCCGCUGGCUUAUCUUGUACUUGGAAGCAGCGCGUCCGUGGUCUUCGGCUGGUUCGUCAAUAUCACGACGGUUUCUGGCUUGAUUGGCUGGGCCGUUCUGGAAAUCUCGUUCCUCCGAAUGUACUACGCUUUCAAGGCGCAGGGCCAUUCUAGAGACGAGUUGCCCUACAAGAGCCCACUGCAGCCAUAUACGGCCUGGUUUGCCCUUGUUUUUGUGAUCUUGGUCAUCUUGUUCUCUGGCUUUUCCGUGUUUUUCCCUGGACACUUCACGGCGAGCGGCUUUCUCACUGCUUACGUGAACAUUCCGAUUUUCAUUGUUCUCUACCUUGGCUUUAAGAUCAUGCUCAAAUUGAAAAUAUACAGCACUACCGAGAUCGAUAUUGAAACGGAAUUGGAAAUUAUUGCCAGAGAGGCCCAUAGAUACGACGAAGAGCCAAAAUCACUGCCAAGACGGGUUCUGGACAAAAUUUUCUAG
Molecule: messenger RNA, 1596 nt
Organism: Grosmannia clavigera kw1407
Lineage: Eukaryota; Fungi; Ascomycota; Sordariomycetes; Ophiostomatales; Ophiostomataceae
Product: amino acid permease
Exons: 6
Coding region: 1-1596 (531 amino acids)
Biological process (GO): amino acid transmembrane transport
Cellular component (GO): membrane
Molecular function (GO): amino acid transmembrane transporter activity
Source: RefSeq, a predicted model, not a curated record